Molecule: messenger RNA, 2517 nt
Organism: Knipowitschia caucasica
Lineage: Eukaryota; Metazoa; Chordata; Actinopteri; Gobiiformes; Gobiidae
Source: the annotation of a GenBank genome assembly
AUGAUGAGUUGGGGGCGGGUGCGUUCCCACAGACAGGGGCGCGUUCUACCCCCGCCCCUUCUGUGGGAACGCCCCGCCCCCAACUCAGUCUACCCCCGCCCCUUCUGUGGGAAUGCCCUGCUCUCUAACUCAGUCUACCCCCGCCCCUUCUGUGGGAAUGCCCUGCUCUCUAACUCAGUCUACCCCCGCCCCUUCUGUGGGAAUACCCUGCUCUCUAACUCAGUCUACCCCCGCCCCAUCUACAACCCCCGCCUGGUCAGCCGCGUCCCAGUCUUCAUCCGUGUCCUGGACGUGAACGACAACGCGCCCACUCUGGCCUCCGACUACGAGACUUAUGUGUGCGAGAACGCCAAAGCCAAUCAGCGUAUCCAGACGAUCACGGCCACGGACCGCGACGAGCCGUUGGGGGAGGAAACCGCUUCUUCUUCAGUUUGGCUCAAGACGCCGCGGGGAAAAAACCAACUUCACCAGAAUGAAAAAAUAAGAAAACAAAUAUUCAAAGUGUGCACGUGUGACCGCGACGGAAACCGCAAACUGUGCAACGCGGAGGCGCUGACGGCGCGCGCCGGGCUCAGCACCGGAGCGUUGGUGGCAAUCCUGCUCUACAACACGGCGUGGAUCGUGACGCGCAGAAGCAGCUACAGCAGCCUGCAGAUGACCUCCUACCUGGUUCCCGUGGUCGUUUCAGACGGAGACUUCCCCAUGCAGAGCAGCACGUGCACGCUCACGGUCAAAGUGUGCACGUGUGACCGCGACGGAAACCGCAAAAUGUGCAACGCGGAGGCGCUGACGGCGCGCGCCGGGCUCAGCACCGGAGCGUUGGUGGCAAUCCUGCUCUGUGUGGUCAUCCUGCUCAUGAUCGUGGUGCUCUUCGCCGCGCUCAGACGCCAGCGUAAGAAGGAGCCGCUGAUCGUGUCCAAGGAGGACGUGCGCGACAACGUGGUCAGCUACAACGAUGAGGGCGGCGGCGAGGAGGACACGCAGGCCUUCGACAUCGGGACGCUCCGGAACCCCGAGGCCAUCGACGAGAACAAGCAGCGCCGCGACAUUGUGCCCGAGUCCUACUACAACCCGCCCCCCCGACGCCCCGUGUUACCACCCCCACGGGACAACAACGGAGACGUACGAGACUUCAUCAACCAGCGCCUGCAGGACAACGACCUGGACCCGACCGCGCCGCCGUACGACUCCCUCGCCACCUACGCCUACGAGGGGAACGGCUCGGUGGCGGAGUCUUUGAGCUCGUUGGAGUCGGUGACCACGGACGGCGACCAGGACUACAACUACCUGAGCGAGUGGGGCCCGCGGUUCAAGAAACUCGCCGACAUGUACGGCGGCGAUGACAGCGACCGGGAAUCUGCUCUUUCCGGAACGGCGGUCCGUGUGUGCGUUGGCGGUCCGUGUGAGCGUUGGCGGUCCGUGUGUGCGUGGGCGGUCCGUGUGUGCGUUGGCGGUCCGUGUGUGCGUGGGCGGUCCGUGUGUGCGUGGGCGGUCCGUGUGAGCGUGGGCGGUCCGUGUGUGCGUUGGCGGUCCGUGUGUGCGUGGGCGGUCCGUGUGUGCGUUGGCGGUCCGUGUGUGCGUGGGCGGUCCGUGUGUGCGUGGGCGGUCCGUGUGUGCGUUGGCGGUCCGUGUGUGCGUGGGCGGUCCGUGUGUGCGUGGGCGGUCCGUGUGAGCGUGGGCGGUCCGUGUGUGCGUUGGCGGUCCGUGUGUGCGUGGGCGGUCCGUGUGUGCGUUGGCGGUCCGUGUGUGCGUGGGCGGUCCGUGUGUGCGUUGGCGGUCCGUGUGUGCGUGGGCGGUCCGUGUGUGCGUGGGCGGUCUGUGUGUGCGUUGGCGGUCCGUGUGAGCGUUGGCGGUCCGUGUGUGCGUUGGCGGUCCGUGUGUGCGUGGGCGGUCCGUGUGAGCGUUGGCGGUCCGUGUGUGCGUUGGCGGUCCGUGUGUGCGUGGGCGGUCUGUGUGUGCGUUGGCGGUCCGAGUGUGCGUGGGCGGUCUGUGUGUGCGUGGGCGGUCUGUGUGUGCGUUGGCGGUCUGUGUGUACGUGGGCGGUCCGUGUGUGCGUGGGCGGCCCGUGUUGUGUGUGCGUGGGCGGCCCGUGUUGUGUGUGCGUGGACGGUCCGUGUGUGCGUGAGCGGCCCGUGUUUUGUUUGCGUGGACGGUCCGUGUGUGCGUGUGGGCGGUCCGUGUUGUGUGUGCGUGGACGGUCCGUGUGUGCGUGUGGGCGGUCCGUGUUGUGUGUGCGUGGACGGUCCGUGUGUGCGUGUGGGCGGUCCGUGUUGUGUGUGCGUGGACGGUCCGUGUGUGCGUGUGGGCGGUCCGUGUUGUGUGUGCGUGGACGGUCCGUGUGUGCGUGGGGCGGCCCGUGUUGUGUGUGCGUGGACGGUCCGUGUGUGCGUGGGCGGCCCGUGUUGUGUGUGCGUGGGCGGCCCGUGUUGUGUGUGCGUGGGCGGCCCGUGUUGUGUGUGCGUGGACGGUCCGUGUUGUGUGUGCGUGGACGGUCCGUGUGUGCGUGGGCGGGUGUAG